Molecule: messenger RNA, 1168 nt
Organism: Micropterus salmoides (largemouth bass)
Lineage: Eukaryota; Metazoa; Chordata; Actinopteri; Centrarchiformes; Centrarchidae
Product: trace amine-associated receptor 13c-like
Exons: 1
Coding region: 1-993 (330 amino acids)
Biological process (GO): G protein-coupled receptor signaling pathway
Cellular component (GO): membrane
Molecular function (GO): trace-amine receptor activity
Source: RefSeq, a predicted model, not a curated record
AUGGACGGCCUGCAGGGAGCCGAACUCUGCUACCCUCAGUUCCCGAACUCGUCCUGCAGGGGUGUGCUGCGUCCUCGCUCUGAGGCCGUCCUCCUCUACGCGCUGCUCUCCUCCGUCACCGUGCUCACCGUAGCUCUCAACCUGCUGGUUAUCAUCUCCAUCUCCCACUUCAGACAGCUCCAUACCCCCACCAACGUGCUCCUGCUCUCCCUGGCCAUCUCAGACCUCCUUGUUGGGCUGCUGGUGAUGCCGGUGGAGACGGUGCGGUUCAUCGAAACCUGCUGGCUGCUGGGCGACCUCAUGUGCGCUCUGUCUUACAUUAUCGGCUUCACUCUCACCUCAACCUCUGUGGGCAACAUGGUGCUCAUAUCGAUCGAUCGCUAUGUAGCUAUUUGUUAUCCUCUGCAGUAUCCCAACAAAAUCACCCGCAGCAGGGUGGAGGUGUUGGUGUGUCUUUGCUGGGCCUGCUCAUUUCUCUACAACGGGCUUAUCUUAAAGGAGCAUCUCAGGCAGCCAGACAGACACAACUCCUGCUAUGGGGAGUGUUUGGUGGUGAUUAACUACAUCUCGGGGACUGUCGACCUUGUGUUCACGUUUAUGGGCCCCUGCUCUGUCAUCAUCAUUCUGUACAUAAGAGUGUUUAUUGAGGCAGUGUCUCAGGCUCGGGCCAUGCAGUCUCAUAUUACAGCUAUUGCAGACGGUAGAGGUAAAGUCACUGCAAAGAAAUCAGAGAAAAAAGCAGCCAGGACUCUGGGUCUUGUCAUACUGGUGUUUUUGAUGACUUUCUGUCCGUAUUACUACCCCUCCCUCACAGGACAAGACACCUCAAACAGUGCUUCAUCUUGGGCCAUUGUAUCCUGGCUGUUGUAUUUAAAUUCUUGUUUGAACCCACUCAUAUAUGCUUUUUUCUAUCCGUGGUUUAGAAGAGCUAUCAAGUUCAUCGUCAGCCUGAGGAUAAUAGAGCAGGACUCCUCGCAGGCAAACAUACUUUAAAGUCACUGCACUUUUUUUUUUCAAGGGAGAAUGUAACAAAAAUCUAACUGUUGUUGGUCACAUACAACGGCAGAGUAUGUAAACAAUGCCAUUAAUGUAUGUCUGAUAUGUUUGGGUGUUUGGUUUCACUGACAUUUGUUCAGCUUUCUCUCUCUAACCAGCGUUUUGGUCUGGC